AUGACGUCACAGAAGCGACUGCCACAGCACGACGAGGCGGAGAAACUCUGGCAGUCAACACCAGGUCUUCCGCAAGAUUGCGAAGAGCCCGUGCUCCCCCCCGAUCCGGGUCCCCGCCCCCCCCUAACCCCUGCCGAGGCCCUGCCGGGGCUGCGCACGGAGCCGAGGCUUCACUUGGGGGCGUGCCCCGGCCACGGAGGAUUCCAGGUGUUCUGGUGCCGCCCUUGCAGGACCUGGCUGUGCAGCGACUGCACUAUCGUGGACCCCCCGCGGGGCUCCUGUUCCGUCGUGUCCAUGAAGGUGGCGCUCGAGGACUUCCAGAGCGGGGGCCGGCCGGGGCAGCGGGCCCCCCGGGCCGCCUCCCUCAAAAAAGGGCACAGAGUUGAGCCAGUGCCGGGGGUUCCUCCAGCGCAGACGGGGUUUCUUAGUGCACUUCUCCGGGAGGAGGAGGCGCUGAAGAGCUCGCAGGAGGAGAACGCUCAGAGGAUGGACAAACUCACACGGUUAGAGGCCGGUCUGGCAGAGGACUGCGAGGUGCUGCCGGAGGGGCAGCAGCAGCUGGCAGCCUGGACGGGGCACGCUGGGAGGCCGUCGCCCACCGAAGGGACUGAAGCGACCCAGAAGGUGGCGCAGCUCCGGGAAUGCUUUGAGAAGCUGCAAGCGUCCUUCCACCUCCUGACGGCGCCAGGUUUCCUGCCUCCGCCCGCUGAAGGGCCGAGAGACCUUCCGGCCGAGUGCCAGAGCGUGUCAGACCUGCAGGCGGUGCUCGCCCUGGACGCCGACAUGUGCGGGCGCGGCCUGCUCCUGGAGCGCACGGAGGGGACCUUCGACUGGGAGGACAUGUGCCAGCUCCUGGGGCGCGAGAACGUGGAACACCUGGAGCAGGUGCUGGAGGGCGUCUACCUGGCCACCGUCAGGAGCCAGCGGAUCAGAGACUACAUAGUGGCCAAGAUCUGGAGCAUCCGCUUCCACAGUGGCCAGGGCAGGAGCGUUGUGCGCUACGGCCAAGGCCAGGGCGUGCACAAACUGCCUCGGGCCAGCGGCGUCUUCGUCGUGCACUCGGCGAGGCCCGUCAGCGCCCGCGUGCAGGGCGUCCUCGCCGGCAUCCCGUCCUUCGUGGAGUCCAGGUGUCGGCAGGACCUCGUGCGCGCCAUCGCCAGCAAGUACCCGAGGCUGCAGGACGUGACGCUGGAGGCGGAGACGUGGCCGGGGACAACCGUGCGCUCCGGGACGCUCCAGGUCAGGGGCAUCACGACCGACCUGGUGGCGCUGGACGCGGCCCUGAAGUCCGAGAAGGGCGUGGUCCGCUUUGGCCACUUCAGAGGCCGUUUCCAGAGCCUGACGGCCGUGCCGCUUAGCGAGGAGGACAUCCUGCCGAUGGAGCCCUUCCAGCAAGGCUCCUCCGUCAGAGGCUGGAGCUGGCCGGCCUAGCGGCGACGCAGCAGUCGGGGCGGGAGGUGUCCGAGCGGAUUGCCUUCUGCACCAGAGGCUGCUCGCCGCUGCGCAGACUGCGAUGCAUGCAGAGCACGUGCGUGCAUGCACACACGCACACACAUACAUGUGUGUGUGUGUGUAGUAAUUGUAUAUUUAUUUUAUGCGCAUGUUUUGCUACAUUCUGGUUUCAUUUUGUUAGUAUAUUUUAUAAGGUUUCACAUGUUGAUUGUAUUUUUUUAACAUCAUGUAAUAGUGUUUUAUAUCAUUAAUUUUUCUUCAUUUGUUAUAUGUCAAUCUGUUUCACAUUCAUUUUAUCUAUCUGCACUUGACUUUAUUGUGCACUAAUUUCUUUGUCUUAAAACUACAUAAAUAAACAUUAGCAACUUGA
Messenger RNA from Penaeus monodon (black tiger shrimp), 1822 nucleotides. RefSeq lists its product as uncharacterized. The record is from RefSeq and is a predicted model, not a curated record. NCBI's taxonomy places the organism in Eukaryota, Metazoa, Arthropoda, Malacostraca, Decapoda, Penaeidae. The transcript has 6 exons. Bases 1 to 1431 code for a protein of 476 amino acids.